GUGGGCUGGGCAGAGUUGGCAGCGCGCCACUGAAACGCGGCCGCACUUCAAAACAUUCUAAAUUCACAGGAAAAAAUACACUUCGCACAACAAAUGCGCACAGACUACAGAGUGGACUGCUUAUACGAUUACGUUGGAACUUGGAACACUGAGUGCAAAUAUUUUAACUGUGUACUGUAAAUGUAUUUUUGGAAGAAAUAGUGGUUGAUUUAGCGCUGCAGUCUCUAGGUCUAACUUCAGUGAUAAUAAUUCAACAAAUCUAGAAUCAGUUGCAAGAGUUUGCGCUGACAGGUAUGGACACCGUGUACCCGCCCACCGCGUCAGCGCUAACGCGUGGCCGGCGCAGGCGCAGGACCGAACCGCGCCUGCGCCACCGGACCAUGCCUGUUACCUUUGCUGAGAUUAAGGAAGUAGACGAGGAGAACAUUGAAAAUGAGACGACGAAUGCGACGAGCGUUUCCAGCCUCGCCAGUGCAGCAGAGGAGAGGAAGCGACGGCCGGACGUCUUAGACGAGAGCUUCGCGCAACGACUUGCGCCGCAGUUCGCGGAGUUUCGUCGACGACGAGCUCGUCGGGACAAGCUUCUGGAGCCCGACGAGCCGGACAACUCGUCUAGCAGCUCGCGAGCUGAAAGCGAGCCGCGUAUACUCGAACCGUCUUGAUCGUUUUUCGUACGUUUUCUGCAGCGAAUGGAAGAAAACUUUUUUUUACCUCAAUGAGUUAUGAUUCGUAUAUUUGAGUCAUAUUGAUCAUUAUUGUUUUUAAUUCAGUUGUUAAAAUUUGUUCGAUAUACCCAAAGACGUCGAGUGAACAAUACGUUUGUAACAACAGCUCUACGUAGAGCUUAAAUAGCUUUGUAUGUUCAGUGAAUAUAUUUCUUAGGUGCUUUUAAAAAGCUACACGAUCUUUAAUACUUAAUAAUAAUUGUCAAGUGUAUUAAUAUUUAUAUAGUUG
Messenger RNA from Aricia agestis (brown argus), 954 nucleotides. RefSeq lists its product as uncharacterized. The record is from RefSeq and is a predicted model, not a curated record. The transcript is spliced from 3 exons. NCBI's taxonomy places the organism in Eukaryota, Metazoa, Arthropoda, Insecta, Lepidoptera, Lycaenidae. Bases 294 to 662 code for a protein of 122 amino acids.